This is a messenger RNA of Seminavis robusta, 3115 nucleotides long. NCBI's taxonomy places the organism in Eukaryota, Bacillariophyta, Bacillariophyceae, Naviculales, Naviculaceae. The record is from the annotation of a GenBank genome assembly.
GGUGACCGUUGGAUCCUGAUUGGCGCCACAAAACAAAAAGUGUUACGGUUAUUAAAACGCCCCAAGGCACACGCUACCAAUAACACAUCGAAUGAAUGUUUUGCGACCAUGAGACCAGCGUGUUGUCGUUGAUAUAUGACUAGAACCGACUGACCAAUUCUCUUCCAGCAUUACAAAGCACAGAACGAGUUUCCAAGGCGGCGAGGGAUUUGCGUCGCAGGUGUAGGGAUUGGAUUCCAAUAGCUCUCGCAAUGAAAAGCUUUGAGCUCUACUUGAGCCGAAGCACACGGGAUGAGUGGUCUCAACAUUAUAUGGAUUACGGCGGCCUGAAAGCAAGGCUACGCCAGUUCUACAAGCGGCGGAGACGAAUUCAAAAGUUAAUGCUUGGCAGCGCGUUGUCAGCUGAAGAAUUCAAAGUCUUGGCGGGAAGUGAAGUGGAUCAAGCAGGGUACUUUCAGUUUGUAGACAGCCGUUCCUGUCGACUGCUGGUAGAUAGAGAAGAUGCCCUUCUGAGGCUCUCCAUCAUGGAACGACAAGAGUUCUCCGAACUGCUCGAGGCAGAAAUCUCUAAAUCGGCAAUCUUUUUUACCGAAACUCUGAUCAAAGAAUUGGAAGCUCGAGUUGCCGCUGACAGCUUUGAGGUUGCCGCACAAGAGUUACUGGAGACUAUGGCCUUUUGUGUUACCAAUAUCAUCACCUUCCGACAGGUGCUUAUUCGAUACGACGGAUUUAGACGUACCUUUGAUGGAAUACCCUUGUCCGAAUGGCACUUGCAACGGAGUAUUUUAGGCAGGAGGCAUCCCGUACACGCACUAUUCCAACUCAAGAAUCUAUAUGAAUUUGAAAAGAGGUUGCUGUUGGGUAUGCAAGAAAAAGGAAAAGUUAUGGAAGCAGAAGCACUUUCAUUACAAAGCGAAUGCAUGUUGCAUUUGCUCAAAAAAACAAACGAUGCUUUGGACAAGGCUGUUGCCGGACAUGUUGUCUUCAAAGAACGCGUCAUUGCCACUGUCAGACAGUACUUCCUCUUUGGCUUUCAAAGUCGAGGGCUAGUCCACUCUCCAAAGGUACUAAUGAAAGGUCGCCACCUCAAGGCGGAGCUCCGAACAGUUGCCAAGUGGAGAGAAACAAGAAGCUUUCCCAAGACAGCACAAUAUCCAGACACAUUUGCGAGAAGAUUGAAGCAGUUGAACCCAGAGAAUGUAUUCCCUCUAUUCUUGAACUUGCUCUCUUGCUUCUUUUUCAUGAUGAAUAACUACAUCAUCGAACCUAGUUCCGCUUACUAUGCCAACGCCCUGGGCAGCAGUGAUGCACUGUCUGGAAUCAUGAUUGGGGCAGCACCAUGGUUUGCCAUGCUUUCUGCCGUUGGAUAUUCCUAUUGGACCAACUACAACUACAAAAUGCCCAUUAUCUUUGCAGGAUGUCUACAAAUGGUCGGCAAUUUCAUGUACGCCAAUGCAUACAGCUACAGCAGCAUGACAAUGUGCCUACUGGGACGAGUUCUGACUGGUUUGGGUGCCCCUAGAAUCAUCAACAGGAGAUAUGUCGCCGAUGCAACUCCAUUUUCCCUCCGUACUGCUGCGAGUGCUUCCUUUGCCAUGGCAACCGCUCUCGGCGCCGCUCUUGGACCUGGAAUGGCAAUUCUGCUGGACAAUAUGACGGAAUUUGAAUUCACAGUUCCCUUUCUGGAACAACAGUACUUCAACGGAAUGACUGGACCUGGCUACUUCAUGGCUCUCUGCUGGGGCAUCUACACUGUCGUCAUCAUCCUAUUCUUCAAGGAGCCCAUCCGAUGUGGACUAGAUGAGCUGAAGACACGAGAAGAAGCACUUCAAGCGCUGAGCACAAUGACGAAGAGCCCCAAGUCAGAAGGCGGUAGCAAAGCGUCCGAUGACAGCAAAGGAGGUUUGGACCGACAGGACACUUCCCUUACCAUCGAAGAUGGCUACGAUUCGGAUGUCAGUGAUGGUGACACAGAGACAGCUUCAACCUACUUUAUGGACCUUGACAGCUACACAAACAAACGCAUGUGCUCGUGUCUUCAACAUAUCACAACGCCGGUUAUCAUUACCAUGUCUUUGAUAUUCAUGAAGCGAAUCGCUCUUGAGAGCAUCGUUGGCUCGACAUCAAUCGUCACAAAGAAUAGAUACGGAUGGAGCAUCAAGAACGUUGGGACACUCCAUUUGGUGAAUGGUCUCAUUGUUAUACCUGUCUCGGCCAUUUCGGGUUGGCUUUCGACCUACUACGAGGACAGAUUCAUGGCAGUGUGCUUUCUUGUCAUCACGCUUGGUGGCAUGGCCUUCCUCUUUGACCCCUCGGAUUUGAUCUCUCAUGACAAUGAUACCUACAACGAGGACCAUCCGUUGUCAGUGGGGCCUAUCAAGUACAUCACUGGAAGUUUGAUUGCCUUCAGUGGAAUUGAGGCCUGUGAGAGUUUUGUAGCAUCACUCAUGAGCAAGGUGGUUCCGUCUGCUUUGGCAACUGGAACUUUUAAUUCGGGUCUUCUUGCGACUCUGGUUGGAACGGGAGGAAGGGCCACCGGAGACCUUGUUAUCACCGUCAUGGGAUUAAUUAGUAUCCGAAACCUGCUAGACUUGCUGAUAAUACCGGGCGCAAUCCUCGUUAGCAUAUCAAUAUUCUUGAUUCGCUACAACUACGAUAUCCUUUGUGUCUAAGAUCAAGACCUGGGAUGCCGAGGAAAGAGAGGAGAUUGCCCACUGCCUGGCUCCGUUUGGAAAGAGAAUGGCGACGGUGUCUUCCCUUUCCGCACAGUAGGGGUUGACUGGGAGUUCAAUGGCACCGUGGCCAGAGAUUGCUUUUCUGACCACGUGUGUCGCUUCUGCUCUCGCGGCCCCUUCGCGGAAGCAUGCUCGAUACAGCUUCGACACAGAACAUACCGGUGGCAGGAACCCGUGGUCGGUCGACAACACGAACGGCUCGGGUAGCAGGAUGCCUGUGAAAGCUGACACUCCCUUUUUGAGCUGCUUGUCAAUAAUUUAAAUUCAUAACAGUACGAGUACCCCUGUAAAGAAUGAAUGCCACAAAAUAUCUGCAACGAGCGUCCAAGCACCCAAAUCCGGACCCCGUCCGGUAGAAAAGUUAUACGUCUCGACAGACA